This is a messenger RNA of Plasmodium adleri (nom. inval.), 534 nucleotides long. RefSeq names its product iron-sulfur assembly protein, putative. Gene Ontology annotation, molecular function: iron-sulfur cluster binding; protein-macromolecule adaptor activity. The record is from RefSeq and is a predicted model, not a curated record. The transcript is spliced from 5 exons. Gene Ontology annotation, cellular component: chloroplast stroma. NCBI's taxonomy places the organism in Eukaryota, Apicomplexa, Aconoidasida, Haemosporida, Plasmodiidae. The coding region runs from base 1 to 534 and encodes 177 amino acids. Gene Ontology annotation, biological process: iron-sulfur cluster assembly.
AUGACAAUACACACUUUUCUGUGUUUUCUCUUAAUACUUAAUAUUGCUAAUGCCUUAAAAUCUAAUAGGUUUAGUUCAUAUAUAUAUACUCCAAAAACAUUUUUAUAUAACAAUAAAAGUAUACCAAAUAAAAAGAUCUUACGUAAAUUUGUUAACAGAAUAAAAUUGGUGGAUGAUACAAUUAAAAGCAAUGAACAUAUAAUUAAAAUAACAGAUAAUGCAACAAAUAAAAUUAAGGAAUUACAAAAGGAAUGUAACGAUGAUUAUUUGAUUUUAAAACUAUACGUAGAAAAUGGUGGUUGUAAAGGUCUCAAAUAUAAAUUAAAUCCCAUAAAAAAGAACGAAAUUGAAGAAGAUGAUUAUAUACAACAAUUUGAUGAACUAAAAUUUAUCUUAUCUAUAGAUUCAACUAGCGUUAUAUAUAUUUAUAAUAAUACGCUAGAUUAUAGUAAUGAUUUAAUCAGUGGUGGAUUUAAGUUUAUUAAUCCAAACGCAACUAAAAAGUGUGGUUGUGGAAAAUCAUUCAAUGUGUGA